Messenger RNA from Tachysurus vachellii, 1304 nucleotides. It is a transcript of the gene rlbp1b, whose product is annotated as retinaldehyde binding protein 1b. The transcript has 8 exons. Lineage: Eukaryota; Metazoa; Chordata; Actinopteri; Siluriformes; Bagridae. The record is from RefSeq and is a predicted model, not a curated record. Gene Ontology annotation, molecular function: phosphatidylinositol bisphosphate binding. The coding region runs from base 124 to 1047 and encodes 307 amino acids. Gene Ontology annotation, cellular component: membrane.
GACGGCAAAAUCUCUCCUCACUACAGUGUUGUUGACGUGUGAGGUGCAAUAAGAACGCUCUAUAAAGGCACUAUCCUGGUACUACUUCCAGUUUUCUCAAGACUAUUCUUUUCUUCUAGAUCAAUGGCUAUUGUUGGUGGAACGUUCCGCAUGGUGUCAGAGGAAGAGCAGACACUUAGGGCCAAAUUGGAGCGCCUCACGGUCAAAGACCACGGGCCAGUGUUUGGACCUUGUGCCAAGCUCCCUGACCACACUGUGCAGAAGGCUAAAGAUGAGCUGAAUGAGACAGAGGAGAAAAAAGUGUCAGCGGUGAAGGAACUGAAGGACAUCAUUAAAGAGAAGGCGGACAGUGGAGAUGAUCUGGCCAAAGCAGUCCAUGACAUGUUCAGUGAGAACCCUGAUUCCAUGUAUAUUAGGUUCAUUCGGGCCAGAAAGUAUGAUGUGAACAGAGCUUUUGAGCUAAUGAAGGGUUACGUGCGCUUCAGACGAGAUUACCCUGAGCUCUUUGAGAACUUAAGCCCGGAGGCUGUACGCAGCACCAUUGAAGCCGGUUACCCAGGGAUCCUCUCUAGUAGAGACAAAUAUGGCCGUGUAGUACUGCUUUUCAACAUUGAAAACUGGGAUUAUGAAGAAAUCACCUUUGAUGAGAUCAUCCGAGCUUACUGUGUGAUCCUUGAAAAGUUGCUGGAGAAUGAGGAGACUCAGAUCAACGGAUUCUGCAUUAUUGAGAACUUUAAAGGCUUCACUAUGCAACAGGCAUCUGGUAUGAAGCCCACAGAACUGAAAAAAAUGGUAGACAUGCUUCAGGACUCUUUUCCUGCUCGCUUUAAAGCAGUGCACUUCAUCCACCAGCCCUGGUAUUUCACUACCACUUAUAACGUGGUCAAGCCGUUGUUGAAGAGCAAACUCCUAGAGAGGGUAUUUGUCCAUGGAGAAGAACUGGAGAGCUAUUACAAGGAGUUUGAUGCUGAAACCCUGCCUGCAGAGUUUGAAGGGAAGGGUCCCAACUACGACGGCAAGGCAACAGCAGCGAAACUAUUUGACUGAAAUAGACAGCUUUCAGGACAUCCUUCUGUAGGCACUGUGUAUGAUUUAUUGUUUUUAUGAUUUACAGCAUACAGAAUCAGUGCGUGAAAAUAAGUGUGUUUGUUAGUGAUAUCCAAAGUGAACUAAGCAGUGUGAAAUGAGAUAAAUAAUCAGAUUACAUAAAAUGUCCUAGGUUCUUGACUGUUGAUAUAAUUGGCCUGAUGGAAUGAGGUAAUUAUGCAAUAUCUGUUUAGUGGAAUUACAUCAGUUAAAAGCAA